GAGGAGACGGUGCCCCGGUGGCGUUGCCGAACGCCAGGGCUCUUGGGUGGCCCGUUGAGGGUGGUGUGGCGGCUUGUUUUUGUUUUCCUCUCGAGCGGGCGAUGGCCAAGAAGCGGGGGCAGAGGCGUGCCUUGGCGCGGCCACGGCGGUGCGAGCCCAGGGCGUCCGGAGCUGCGCGCCUUGGGGCGCUGGGGGCCGCCGCACUGGCUCCUCCGUGCAGGGCUGCGGUGCGCGCCGCCGGGAAGGCAGCGGGUCCGAGAGAAGCGCUUCUCGGGCUGGUUGCAGCAAUGGAAGAAAAUAGCUUGGGCAACCUGCAACAAAGGGCAGCUGAGCUGGAGUGCAUGGCAGAGGUCCUUCUGACAGGGGAACAGCUAAGGCUCAGGCUGCAUGAAGAAAAAAUUAUUAAAGACCGAAGACAUCACCUGAAGACUUACCCAAAUUGUUUUGUUGCCAAAGAAUUGAUUGACUGGCUGAUUGAUCACAAGGAGGCCUCUGACAGGGAGACAGCAAUUAAACUUGUGCAGAAGUUACUGGAUCGUAGUAUUAUCCACCAUGUUUGUGAUGAGCAUAAGGAAUUCAAGGAUCUCAAACUUUUCUACCGCUUUAGGAAAGAUGAUGGAACAUUCCCACUUGACAACGAAGUGAAGGCUUUCAUGAGAGGACAGAGAAUAUAUGAAAAGCUUAUGAAUACUGAAAAUGUUAUUUUACAAGCCAGAGAAGAAGAAGGAGCAAAAUAUGAACGUACUUUCAUGGCAUCUCAACUGAUUGACUGGUUGAUCCAGGAAGGAGAGGCCGCCACAAGAGCUGAGGCUGAACAACUUGGCCGUAGACUGCUGGAGCAUGGAAUUAUACAACACGUGUCCAACAAACACCAUUUUAUGGAUAGUAACCUGCUCUAUCAGUUCCGAAUGAACUUCCGCCGCAGGAGGAGGCUGAUGGAACUGCUUGCCGAGAAGUCCCGCUUGAUGCCCGAAAGUCACGAUAGUCCCUUUUGUCUACGAAAGCAAAAUCAUGACCAUAAAAAACAUGCCACUUUCCUCUCAGGUAAGCGUUUGAUUAGAGCUGAAGAUUACCGCUCUGUCCCUGACUCUCAGGUUAUAUGGAACUAUGCAUAGGAACUGUUGCAAUAAUCAGAUUGUACAGCGUGUUUUACCAGCUUGUUUCUGGAUACAGCUCAGAAGGUGUGUAAUUAUUUUUGAAGUGCUCCAUGGUUAGGAUACCAUAUAUGAAAGCUGGAAGGACCAAUGUCAGAAACAGAGAACCAGGGACCAAGCAGGUCUAUCACAGUAACAGUGCCCAGGUGUCCACCACUGAGAAAUGACCACCUUGCGGUCCAUCAUGAUACACCAGUGGGAAAAAGACAUGUAAGGUUUGAACCUGGGCACAUGUAUUUAUGGCUUCAGGCUCAUAGCUGGCAGUUGUGCUAUAAUUACUAUACCUCUUUUCUAGUAUCUAUAAUAAUAAUAAGUUAUCAAAGAGCUACAUUCUUGAAUCUCUGCCUACUGAACUUCAUGUUUGAGGUCUGGGUGAAGACUCACACCCCUUCCUUCCAUAUUUUCUACUUGUUUUCUAAGUUCUGAAGUACCAAGAGAAGUGAAUAAGUGUAGCUCAGGGUUGAGCUGUGGAGUCCUUGGGGUUCUUUG
This is a messenger RNA of Python bivittatus (Burmese python), 1643 nucleotides long. Lineage: Eukaryota; Metazoa; Chordata; Lepidosauria; Squamata; Pythonidae. The record is from RefSeq and is a predicted model, not a curated record.